Molecule: messenger RNA, 462 nt
Organism: Pseudomassariella vexata
Lineage: Eukaryota; Fungi; Ascomycota; Sordariomycetes; Amphisphaeriales; Pseudomassariaceae
Product: nucleoside diphosphate kinase
Exons: 5
Coding region: 1-462 (153 amino acids)
Biological process (GO): GTP biosynthetic process; UTP biosynthetic process; CTP biosynthetic process
Molecular function (GO): nucleoside diphosphate kinase activity
Source: RefSeq, a predicted model, not a curated record
AUGACUACCGAGCAGACUUUCAUUGCAAUCAAGCCUGACGGCGUCCAGCGUGGUCUCAUCGCCCCCAUCAUCAGCCGCUUCGAGAACCGAGGCUACAAGCUGGUUGCCAUCAAGCUUGUCACCCCCGGCAAAGAGCACCUCGAGACUCACUAUGCCGACCUCAAGGAGAAACCUUUCUUCAAGGGCUUGGUCGAGUACAUGAACAGCGGUCCUAUCUGUGCCAUGGUAUGGGAGGGCCGUGAUGCCGUCAAGACUGGCCGCACCCUCCUCGGUGCUACCAACCCCCUGGCCUCCGCCCCUGGCACCAUUCGAGGCGACUAUUCGAUUGACGUCGGCAGAAACAUUUGCCAUGGAUCUGAUAGCGUUGAGAACGCCAAGAAGGAAAUUGCUCUCUGGUUUAAAGACGGCGAGGUUGUUAGCUGGAAGAGUGCCAGCUUCGACUGGGUCUACGAGAAGCCUUAA